Vespa crabro (European hornet) is the source of this 5171-nucleotide messenger RNA. RefSeq names its product synaptic vesicle glycoprotein 2B-like. The transcript is spliced from 11 exons. Gene Ontology annotation, cellular component: membrane. Bases 3302 to 5002 code for a protein of 566 amino acids. Gene Ontology annotation, molecular function: transmembrane transporter activity. Lineage: Eukaryota; Metazoa; Arthropoda; Insecta; Hymenoptera; Vespidae. Gene Ontology annotation, biological process: transmembrane transport. The record is from RefSeq and is a predicted model, not a curated record.
AUAAAUGAAUCAUAGAUAUGUACAUAUGUAAACACUGCUACACAGUAUUUGGAAAGCAAUAAAUGCUUUUCUUAAAAUAAAAGAUAUUAACAGUUUCUCUAUUGUUUCCCAAUGUAUACAAACUUGGUAUCGUUUGUACAUUCGUUGGACACUCAAUACUCAAUUAUUUUACUCUGCUCUUCUUUCUUGUAUUAUUCACUCUACUUUGAUCUAUUUUGUAUUACUUUUAAUUACGUUUAUUCCGUACGACUCUGAUCUACUCUGUACUACACUGAUCUCUACUUUGUACCCACCGCACUCACGCUUAGUUCUUUAUAUUGCUUAUCAUUUCUUUUUUUCGCUCGCUCAUUAUCGCUUUCUUUCAUUCAUAUAUAUCUUUUAGGACGCGGGCCUACGAACUGCGUCCAGACAAAGCACAUUCAGAUAAGGGUCCUAGACGUCGCAUAAUCUCCGCAUGUGCAUAAACAUUCAUCUCUAUCACUCAUAUACAACACAUUCGCUUACAUAUCUCUCAUAUCACUUACACUCCAAAGCUACGCCUCUAUCUUACAAACUUCAUUUUCAGCACUCCUUCGAUACUUACACAUACAUGAAUAUUUUCCUAAUCCUACAUACAUAUGUGUAUGUAUAAUAUAUAUUUACUUUUUCUAAGUUGAAAGUGCUAUAUUCAAUCUCGUCGUUUAAACAUUAGAGACGACAACAAAACUCUUUUAACAUGACAUCUGAAAAUAACUGUACGAUAACGAUUACAAAAAUAUGUUGGGACCAUAUCUAAAAAAUGCUAUCUUAUCAUGAUUUCCGGACUUAAUUGAUGACGUAAAUGAAAAAAGAAAAGUUAUAAAAGAAAACAAUGAGCUUAUAGUUAAUAAUGUAAUCGAAGCACUCUCUUUUUGUCUUUCACAGAUGAAGCUUCGAAUAGAAUACCUGAUAUUUCAAAAAUUCAUGUUUUUCUUCAUAACUUAUAUAAUCAUAAAAUUGUUAUUUUAUGACAAAGUCACCCUGUUUUAGUAUGAAUUCAAUAUGACAUGACGGAAAUAUACAAGAAAUAUAAAACUUUUUAAUACCUUGCUGUUUUUCGAAUGAACAAAGAUACUCAGGUGUAUCACGUAUGAUUCGCGUACGAAACAAGGAUAAUACCAAUAAUAAUCAUAUUGUAAGAUUUAUUAUUGAAUCGUGAUCAUCGUUACAAUAUUGUGAAAAAUAAUUUUUGUUAAAAGUAUAGGGGUAGAUUAGGUGACGAAAGGUAAAUUUAUCACUAGAUAAGCAAGAAAAAAAAAAAAAAAAGAAGAAGAAAAGAUUCCCAUAGGCUUUACAAUUUCCAAGAUUUUCAACAUUUUCUAAUAUAUUGUUUCGUUUUCUAACAUCAAUGACAUUAAUCAAAGUGUUAAUCGUUCUAACGACGAGUCUUUCUUUUUCUCUUUUCAAUGAUUCACACAAUAACUUUCUUCUGAUGACUCACAUUCGUGAUUAUCGAUCCGUCUUUUAAUAUACUGCUAUGUGAUUGAUAAAAUUUAUUUAAAAUAUAUCAGAAAGCUCUUCUGUCUUCACGAUUAUGAUAUAACAGAGAUACUCUUUCUCCCUCUCUCUCUCUCUCUCUCUCUCUCUCUCUCUCUCUCUCGUUGGUAAUCUCACGAUAGAAAUAAAAGUAUUAGAUAGUUGUCAACAAUAAAGUUAUUACCUGAAAGAAACGAUCGACUCGAUACAACCUAGCAUCACGUGAAUGAACAAUCAACAAAGUUGAAACUAUUUAGCCAGAGUCGAUAUAAAUGCAAGAACGAGAUUUUCUUUUCAUGAAACAUCAAUCGUUGUUCAGUUGACGUCUCGCAUCACAGGGCAUUUUCAAUCCUUUGCGGAGAGAUUCGUCCGACAAGCGAGGGUCGCUAUGGACAAGAGUUGAUUUGAUCGCGCGCAGUUGAUAAAAUAUAGACGUUGAACGUUUACCUUAAUAAAAACUAAAACUCGUGUAUGGGAUGUUAUAACGUAUAAAAUAUAUAAAAGGCUUGCUGGUUCGUCUGAUAGACUGAGAUAGAUUGAGAUAUAUUAAAAGUUAAAAUCCCGAUAUAAUAACGAUGCAAUCAGUUAUCCGCAUUUACAACACUUAAAAUUUCAAUAGCAUUUGUAAAAGGUUCGGACCUUUCCAACAUCAAUUACUUACAGAUUACGUUAUCGAAUUUACAAGUACUUAUUAUAAAAUUCGGAAACAACUUAUUACAUAUAAAAUGAUUAUAUUGUAAGUAGAUGGAACUUUAUUGCUUUUGAAUAGUAAUCGAAUAGUAAUGAAAUGAAACUUCGUUAUUGAAAUUAAAUUCGUCAUACCUCGAAAACUUUUGCGUACCAAGAUUUUCAAUAAAAUUGAAAAAUCCCUUUAUAUAUUGGCUACGUUUUUGGGUAUCUGGUAACACUGUGCGUCGUUUCUAUUUAAUGGAGUACGUCGAGUACAAAAAUAGUCUCUUGCAAAAUCGACGAUGGCUACUUGCGUGCUAGUCACUCGCUUCGAGUAAGAGCGUAACGAUCACUUUUUAUUCACAUUCCAAGUAGUUUUUACUUGCGAGUUACGAUCCAUACGAGUAUAAAUUAUUUUGAGAAAAUGUCGCACGGAUUAAUAAAUUCGUGAUAUUACUUUGUACAAAAUUCUACGUUCAUCAAGAAACAACGUGGAUUUUCUAAAUAAUAUUGACGGCAAAAUAUUGACGUUCUAUAAUAUCACAUGAUAAGAGUUAAAUUCGUUUCGUUAAACUUGAAUAACUGUAUUAAUGUAAAUGCCAGUGACAUUCUAAUUGUUAACUUUAAGAAAGAUGAAAUCAAAUAAGAUUUUAAUCAUUAUCUUAAAUGAUUAAGCGGAGACAUUAUCGAAAAUUGGAGAGCUAGAGAGGAGGUGAUGGGAUAAGAGGGGAGAAAGAAAAUACAAGAGCUGCGAUUUUAAAAUCCGUUGCUUACUCUCGACGAUCGCGUGAUUUUAUUGAACGGGAAUUUCUCUCUAACGUCUUCGAUAAACGUUAUCACGUGCUACUGCACGAUAUAAUUAUAUAAACGCACGCAGUGUCGCGAGAUCGCUUUAUAAUAGAGCCGAUCUAGUCUUUCGACUUUGACUGGAUGUUUCGAUGAACGUCGGAGUUAGUGAAAAAAGACAAGGGGAGACGACUUCGUCGACACAUUUCUGUAGUUUUGUUUAUAGCCUCUUUUCUUAUCUCCUCGUGAUAUUUUAAUCAUUUGACAUUGAAUAUAUUCUCUUGUAGCGAAUUCUCUUCAUUAAGAAAUAAUUUUUUAUUGAGGCUACGGUGAGAAAUAUUCAAGUUUUCAAAUGUCGUUGAUUAGCGAGGAACACGGAGUUAAGGAUAUCUUGUUUCGUCCUCCUCCUUCUUCUCCUCCUCCUCCUCCUCCUCGUCAUCAUCAUCAUCAUCAUCGUCAUCUGACAAAGUUCAAAGUAGAUAUCCGGCAAACCGAUGAAAUCGUUGUGCAAGAUGCUCUCAACGAGACAGGAUUUGGAAGGUUCAAUUUCAAAGUAUUGGCCGUCUCUGCUCUUAUUUGUAUGAACGCUGCCUUUGGCAUGAUGAGUAUAGGAUUCAUUUUACCAGCGGCAGCGUGCGAUUUUAAGAUGACAACGGAAGACAAAGGUCACCUAAUUGUAUUGACCAUGCUAGGUAUGUUGACGGGUUCUUAUUUCUGGGGCUGCCUUGCUGAUACCAAAGGACGAAGAAUUUCUCUCCUGGCAUCCCUCUUCCUUCACGGUAGUUCCGAAUUUUUAGCAUCACUGAUACCAUAUUAUUGGGGCUUCGUGUUAGUCAAAUUUAUCAGCGGUCUGGCUAUAUGUGGACAGUUAACGAUGCUCUAUACGUAUCUUGCCGAAUUUCAACCAAUUAAGAAGCGUGAUUUGUUUCUCUCAUGGAUGGAAACGGCAUGGGUAAUGGGAAUGGUGAUCGUAGCGUGCGUAGCUUGGGCUAUAGUCCCGUUGGAUAUAAAAUAUAAGACUAACACAUUUUCCUUUCGCUCGUGGAACUUGUUCAUCAUGAUCUGUUCUUUGCCAUCUUUUACAAUUGGAAUCUGGUUAUCAUCUUUCCCAGAAACUCCAAAGUAUCUUGCUGAGACUGGACAAAAUAAUAAGAUGUUGAAGGUUUUAGCUAAAAUGUAUUCGGAGAAUACGGGGAAUCCUUUGGAAAAAUAUUUGACGAAUUUGAAAAAUUGUGGAAACCAGUUGCUUUCAGAACUGGCCUUUUGUUUAGAAGGAAAGAUAAACGAGAAAGAAGAGACGAUCAAAACAAAGUCAUUGAAGAUUACCAUAACGAAUACAUUUUUGCAAACGUUGAUGCUUGUAAGAAAGCCAUAUUUGCAUAAGACGUUCAUCGUAUGUUCCGCCACAUAUUUGAUUAUGACUUCUUACUACAUGUUGCUUCUCUGGUUGCCUGAUCUUUUCCAAAGAUACGCCGAAUUUCAUGAACGUUUUCCUAAUCGAUCGGCCACGGUAUGCACCGUUGUCGCAUUUGAAAAGAACAACGAAACGGUAACGAAUAUGGAUCCCUUCGGUUGCAAUACACCGAUACAGAGCAGCGUCUUCUUAUACGCAUUUAUUUUAGCAUUAUCAGGAGUUCCUGUUGGUCUUACGUUACCUCUCUUAAUAAAUCGUUUAGGAUAUAAAUUCUUUUUAGUUGUCGGUACGAUAAUAGCCAGUUUUGUAUCGUUUUGUAUUUUACUUGUUAAAACAUCUGUUGAAAAUUUAAUCAUCUCGUGUAUCUUCGAAUCCAUUACAUCAAUUUGUGUCAGCGUUGUCUCCUGUAUGUUGAUCGACUUCUAUCCAACUCACUUAAGAUCAAUAGCAGCCGGUCUCGCUUCAUUUUCCAGUCGGCUAGGCGCAAUGAUGGGAAACUUGAUGACCGGAAUAUUGAUCGAUAAUCAUUGCACGAUCCUCAUCAUAUUGGUAGGGUUACAACUUUUUGUGUGUGGUAUACUCAGCUUGCUUACACCGAAAAAGAAAGAAAUGGAAAAAGCAAAGAUAACCAAAUUCUAAAGAUAUUUGGAUAUUUUCUACAAUAAGCUACUUAGAGAUAUUCUCGAAGAGCGAAAAAAGAAGAAAUAAAAACAAAGAAGUUGGAUAUGUUUCCCCAUCAUUUUCCCUUUUUUCGUGUUUUCACUAUGUUGUUCUUUGAAACGUGAUUAAAAUACUAUUUAUCAUGGAA